This is a messenger RNA of Dendronephthya gigantea, 962 nucleotides long. RefSeq lists its product as uncharacterized. Lineage: Eukaryota; Metazoa; Cnidaria; Anthozoa; Malacalcyonacea; Nephtheidae. Bases 347 to 931 code for a protein of 194 amino acids. The record is from RefSeq and is a predicted model, not a curated record. The transcript is spliced from 4 exons.
UGUUGCUUUCAUCCACUGCCUUUGCAAACAGUCCUCGGAUACGCCAAAUGCAAGCACAAGUAGACCGCUUUCGGCUUCAAAUAUAUUGCAAACCCAGCUUCAAACACCUUCUGGUUCAUCGUCAUCGUCGACAACAUCUUUACAGGCACAAUCUGUCGUACAAAAUUUAAGAAGUAUAUUCUCACCUUAUGCACGAUCCACUGUUUCGCCCGCAUUCGCAUAUCAACGUACACAAUGUCCCAAAAGUACGUACAAGCCGUAUUACACUGUUAAAGAGACGUGGACGCAUGAAUUUUUUUGUCUGAGUCAACGUAAGCAAAACCGCGUUCCUUCCAGCGCACAUAAAAUGGUUUUACAAGAAUGCGGUCUUGGCAGAAGGAAGAUAUGUUUUAAUUCCAAAGGAAACUAUUCGAAUUUAGAAGAAAAAUUAUUUAAAGAGUUUCCAAAGUUGGCCGAUGGAGGGGGAUUUCAAAUCAUGCGGACAGGCUUAGGUGGUAACAGCAGCAGUCUUGCUGUAACACCACCACCUCCAAGCGGAUAUUCAGUGUCCUUCCUGAGAGAUGCAUCUGGUCUGGGCCAGGCUCUGGCAUAUGUCCGGCCACUUCAACAAGAUCUUGAUACAAAAGUAAAUCCUGUGAGUGAUGCUGAUCUAAACACAACCAAUGUUCAAAAGGUGGAAUGUAUAAAUUGUGGUGAGAAAGUAGUAAUGUUGAUGUGGGAACAACACACAACUAGCUGCCAAGGUGGACCAUCAUCAAGAAUGAACGAAUCUGUACAGGUAACAACAAAUGCUAGUUGCACAGAAAAAUGUGAUUUACCCAAAGACAUCAUAGUGGUGAAAUGUGAUGACGUGCAAGAUGAAGACAAUAUUAAGGUUUUAAUUUAUAGAGUACAAACAUUGACUUUAUGUACAGCUGUAUUUUCCCUUUGAAAUUGUUCUUUCAUAAGUACAAGCUCUCUCU